AUGGGAACUGAACCUGGAGUUAUCUCGAAUGCUCCAAAGCCACUCAACAGAUCAGGAAGGAGGGAAGAGAUUCCACGGCCAUUACCGAAGCCCUCUUCCAUCUCACGUCCAUCAGCAAGGCCCCCUCAACCUUCUACUACUCGACGACCGUCAAUUCCUCAACCUGUACCACGACCUAGCCUUAAUCAGCAGGCCCAAUCGUGGGGUUCUUCUUCUACUUCAGCAUCCACACGAUCAACUGUCAACCAUCGUGGAGGUUCCGGAUCGUCAUCGUCAGCCCAGUCUAUGGACAACCCAAGGUCUAACCCAAACGUUCUGCGCAGGAAGAAGUCAUCGUUAUCUGGUGAUGUCAAGACAACACGGACUGGCUCAUCCCGGACAGACUCUUCUUCUUCUUCAUCCCAGCACAAGCGCCAAGGCUCACUCGACCCUGCUUUCGGCUUCCAUCUGGAUAGAGAACUUACCAGCAGCCCUGCUGAGAUUCAAAUUGCUGAGGUUGUAGAGGUAAAGAAACCGUCCAAGUCACCAGUGAUCUACCCCGAACUGGACCGCUAUCGCAACAUUCGACGUCCGUCUGACAGCUCGGAUCACCGCAUUGAGGUUCCGUUCCGGUUAGCGACACACGAUCUCCCACCUCCAACUCCAGCCAGCCUACUGUUUUCUGGAACUAGUGGAAGCCCAUCUACUAGGUUCUCCGAGUCACCUGGACCAGGUUCCUAUAGUCGCGACACCACGCCAACCUCAAUUGCUUCUCAGUCUCCUGGUCUUGUUGCACCUCUUCGCACUCAAAACAAGAACCGGCUACAAAGCCCCAUCCUCAACAGACCUCCUGUGACACGAAGAGCUGGUGGAAGUUUCCCCAACGAGGUUGAUGCCAUCACCGUUGAUCCUCAUGGUCUUGCAGCUGUUAGAGAAUCUCUGACUUCAUCCUCGUCGAACUCCACCGUUCGAGAAGCCACCAUCAAGAAGAAGACCAAGAACCUGCCUCCUCCCCCACCCAGUCCUCCACCACGAAAGUCAUCACAAUACUUUCGUGAGGAGACAUCCUUGCCAAAGUCGGUGCGUAAGGUAUCAAGACCUGUUCUGCGCUCCCCUUCCCCUGAGAGAAGUGCCCAAUCCUCCGCCUCCCCAAGAGCUGUACCCCCGUCACGACCCAGCAGAGAUGGCACCCCCGACAUGCAAUCUCAACUGUUCAACCCCAUGCCAGUCAUCCAUAGCAAUCUUUCCACCCAAUCCCUCCCAUCAACCGAAAGACGCGGAAGUGAAUCUGCGAAUACAACAGCUUUGUCCCCCCCAAAGCCACAGUACACUCAUGGAGGCCGAACAGCAUCAACUUCACAACUCCCCAUCAGAGGCGAAUUGUACGCUCAACCGGCAGCCAAGGCAACAGCCGAACCGAAGAAGGGCAAGGGCCUCGAGCCACCUCGAAUGACACGCACACCGAGCCCUAACGUGGCAACCCCCUCUAUCUCACGCUUCCCGUUCUUUAGUCGUAAGAAGCACGCCAACGGAGCACAAGCUGAGAAGAAUGAGAAGGAAAAGAAGACUCUCCGCAAGGGCCCUGUAGCUGGCACAGGCCAUGAAGGUUAUGGACGCAUUGGUGCUUCCAAGAGACGCAGUGGAAGUAUCAGCAAUAUGACGCGCAACUCUCCUGGUAGUCAGACAACUCAGGAACCCCGUUCUAGCAAUGAUUCCUUCUUUGCAGACCGGGUCAACCCGGUGGUCAUCGCUGGAGGUGCGGUUAUCGAGAAUAGAAAUGCAAGCUCUGAAAUCUCUCGGAGUGUUAGCUCCCAGAGCUUGGCGACCCAGGAGUCAAGAUUUGGAAGCACGCAGUCAUUGGCAGCAUCUCAAGACCAGCCUCGAAACACUUUGUGGCCAUCGCCCAUGUUACGCACUCCACACCCAGCCUUUGGUGCUCGCCGCCCCUCCGAGAGCAGCGAUUCUGAAGGCCCUACAAUGAAGUCGACUUUGGCUUUCCGAAGAUCUGUACAUCGACUCCGAUCUUCGCCUGAUGACCCCCUGAAGCUGCCUCAGCCCAUUAACACGUCAGGCUAUGCAUCUUCGCCCAUGACAAGCUUUGAUACUAGCGUCAUGUCUGAUGAGUCCCACUUCGAACUGCAACGGGAGAUCUCCCACGAAGCCAAGUCUUCCCACCCUGCGCCCAAGAAGCUUGUCAAGAGGCCGCGGUCUCCUCGAAAGUGGAAUUUGUUUGGAAGAUCAACCCAGACGCAGCAGCCCAAGCAGAGCGAGAAAGUCUCGGCCACUGUCAAACCAGUGGAGAAGAAACCCCUUGCCUUUUACGCUAUGAUGGAUUCUUCAGAACAAGAGGACAGCGAGCCCAUGGACAUUCAAGAUGUUUUGAGGUUUGCCGAGGUUUAUGGAAAGUCGCCUAGUGUUGGUGGUACUCCUGAGCUUUCGCAAGGCACACCAGAGAUGCGGUCGUCGACCAAUUCCCCAGUGCGACCUGCAGAGCCAACUCAACUCCCAAGGCGGGAGAGCGUCGAGAUGAAGACCAAGCCUCGGCUGCCUGUACCCCAGCAGACUUUGAUGUCCAAGAAGCCUACUUUACAGCCUCCGUCAACGAGCACUACUGCUAGCCGACGAAGCCGACUUCCUCAAGUUGGAAGAAUCCCCAAGGUUGUGAGUAACCGUACUGAACAUGUGUCGCCUAUGAGCUUUUCUAGGCCUUUCAGAGCUAGCAUGCAGUUGGCACCUGAGAACCUUGAGGUCUAUGAUCCGGAAUCAAUUGCCAAAGGGCCUUCACCUUCGAGGCCCUCGACUCCUGUUCCUGAUCUGACUACCGAUGGUUCAACAGCCGGAAGUACCAACAACCUCUCAUCUAGAGACUCUAACCCUCCUGCUUUGAGCCGUGUUGAAAAGGAGUUUUUGGCCUUUUCGCCUCGCAAGGACUCCGAGGGAACCAUUGGUACAUCUAGCUCAAGCUGUUCUGGCAUUCUUGCUUUCUCUGGGUCUACUGCCGUAAUCCCACAGCCUUAUGACCCCCCCGCAGAAGAUGAGGUGUGGGAUGAGUAUGAUGAUCUCCUUGGAGAAGAUGCUGGCAAAGCACUUCCCUCGGCAACUUCUUCACGAGGCACACCGUUUCAUCUUGAGACUUACGAGUCGAAGCUGGCUAGCAAGGAGAAGCCCUUGGAGUCGCCGACGGUUGUCUUCGAUAAGAAGGCAAGCCGACAAUCCAAGGCAACAACCAUCUCCAGCACUUGCAGUGCUGACAUGACUGAACGCCUUCGGGCGGCUUUCCAACCUCACCCAAGCCCCAGCACUCCCUUCUCAGUCUCCAAGUUUGUUUCGGGAUACGAGGACCGCAACACCAACACUGAGGUUCCUGCGGCUGGUGAGGUAUCUCGACGAAGCAGUCGAUCUUCCCGCAAGACGAGACGAUCUGAUGCCAGCUCCUCUUCCGAGGAUGGGUCACCACUUGCACAAGUAAAUCUCAGAGUUGGUUCAAUGACGGUGAGCAAGUGGCUUACCUUCGGGCAUGUUCUCUUCAGUGACGUUCGCCAUGAACUGGUUCCUGUUGAGGGAUCACUGAAGAGGCACUCAAUCCUCGUAAUUGAUGGCCUUGGUAACGAUGACUGGUCAUUCUACGCUGCGGAAACAUACCCAGCUGCUACCUUCUUUAACCUGUCUCCUCGCGCUCCCCUUCCUGAAGAACUCAAGAGUUCAUCUUCGAGCUUCCCUCUCAGCCCUCCAAACCACCACCAGAUCCAAUACGUCUCUCACCUCGACAAGUUUCCGUUCGCCCCUCAGAGCUUUACGGCUGUUGUCUAUCGCUUCCCUGUCGCAGCUCCUGAAGCAUACUACCGCAGCAUUCUCACCGAAGCUCGCCGUGUGUUGAAGCCAGGAGGCUUCAUCGAGCUCUCUAUUCUCGAUGUUGACCUAAACAACAUGGGCAACCGGGGCCGGCGUACAGUCCGCCGUCUCAAAGAGAGGAUCAAUGAGAAGACGCCUGAUACUAGUCUCGGAUCAACCGCGGAUCUCAUUGUUCGCCUCCUUGGCAAGGUUGGUUUCACUACCAUUAAGGCCGCACGAGUGGGUGUGCCCGUGGCAAGUUCCGUCACUCGCUCAGACAGUAAGGCCGACAAGGGCAAAGCUAUUACUGAGAAGAAGAAGGACCCGCCAAGUCUAUCCGAGAUGAUGAGCGACAACAGCCCCUUGGCAGACGAGGGCAUCACCAAGAUGGUCAGUCGGGUUGGCCGAUGGUGGUACACACGGUGCUACGAAAACGCAGCUGGGAACCCCUCUGGAAAGAGCCUCUGGAGCGAUAAGUCUCUACUCUCUGAAGCUGAAGAGCUCGGUACAAGCCUGAAGCUCAUGGUCUGCUGCGCUCGAGCUCCUCUUGAGCGCAUCACCAGUGUUUAA
Molecule: messenger RNA, 4380 nt
Organism: Fusarium fujikuroi IMI 58289
Lineage: Eukaryota; Fungi; Ascomycota; Sordariomycetes; Hypocreales; Nectriaceae
Exons: 1
Coding region: 1-4380 (1459 amino acids)
Source: RefSeq, a predicted model, not a curated record